Messenger RNA from Lodderomyces margitis, 1716 nucleotides. RefSeq names its product sugar porter family MFS transporter. Gene Ontology annotation, cellular component: plasma membrane. Bases 1 to 1716 code for a protein of 571 amino acids. Gene Ontology annotation, biological process: carbohydrate transport; transmembrane transport. The record is from RefSeq and is a predicted model, not a curated record. Lineage: Eukaryota; Fungi; Ascomycota; Pichiomycetes; Serinales; Debaryomycetaceae. Gene Ontology annotation, molecular function: carbohydrate:proton symporter activity. The transcript has a single exon.
AUGUCACAAGAAUCAACGCAUACAGACGGUGCCUCAUCGCGAACAGAGCAUACACCUACUCAUGAAAUAGAACAAAAAUACGAGAACCAGGAAGAGUUACCUCAGGAUCUUGAAAAAGAUGAACAACAUAGUGCCAAUGAGUUGGCUAAAAAACCCAUGAGCGCUUAUAUUGGAGUAUGUUUCAUGUGUGUUCUUAUAGCUUUUGGUGGUUUCAUUUUCGGUUUCGAUACCGGUACUAUUUCCGGAUUUGUAAACAUGGAUGAUUUUAAACAAAGGUUUGGACAACAAAAGUCAGAUGGUUCAUAUUACUUUUCCAAUGUUAGAACCGGGUUGAUUAUUGCCAUGUUUAACGCUGGAUGUGCCGUGGGAGCUAUUUUCCUUUCAAAAGCAGCUGAUUUAUGGGGAAGAAGAUUGGGUAUUAUGAUUGCGAUGCUUAUUUACAUUGUUGGUAUAAUUGUGCAAAUCUCGUCCUCAAAUAAGUGGUACCAGAUUAUGAUUGGAAGAAUCAUUACUGGUCUUGCCGUUGGAACCUUAUCGGUUGUUUGUCCUUUGUUUAUUUCCGAGGUUUCACCAAAACACUUGAGAGGUACCUUGGUUUGUUGUUUCCAAUUGAUGAUCACCAUGGGUAUUUUCUUGGGUUAUUGUACUACUUAUGGAACCAAGAGUAGUUACUCUGACUCAAGACAAUGGAGAAUCCCAUUAGGUUUAUGUUUUGCUUGGGCUUUGUUUUUAGCUGGUGGUAUGAUUGAUAUGCCAGAAUCUCCUCGUUACCUCAUCGGUAGGGAUAAUAUUGAAAAGGCAAAGGCGUCUUUAGCAAAGUCAAACAAAGUAUCUGAGGAGGAUCCAGCAAUACUAAAAGAGGCUAGAUUGAUACAAGCUGGUGUUGAAAGAGAAAGAUUGGCAGGAAAAGCUGGCUGGAUGACUUUAAUCACUGGUAAACCAAGAAUUUUCGAGAGACUUGUUGUUGGUGCUCUUUGUCAGGCUUUGCAACAAUUGACCGGUAACAACUAUUUCUUCUACUACAGUACCACCAUUUUCCAAGCUAUCGGGUUAAAUGAUUCUUUCGAAACUUCAAUCAUUAUUGGUGUUAUCAACUUUGCUUCCACAUUCUUGGGUAUUUACUUGAUUGAAAAGAUGGGUAGAAGAAGCUGUUUAUUGUGUGGUUCGAUAGCUACCUCAAUUUGUUUCUUGAUUUAUUCAUUGAUCGGUACCCAGAGUCUUUAUAUCGAUGGCCCAGAUGGUCCCACUAAUCAAGCAGCAGGAAGAGCAUUAAUUUUCAUCACAUGUCUUUUCAUUUUCUUCUUUGCUUCCACUUGGGCUGGUGGUGUUUACUCCAUUGUUUCAGAAUUAUAUCCAUUGAAGGUAAGAUCAAAGGCUAUUGGUGUAGCUAGUGCAGCAAAUUGGAUUUUCGGGUUUUUGAUCUCAUUCUUUACCUCAUUCAUCACACAAGCAAUUCACUUUUACUAUGGUUUUGUUUUCUUUGGAUGCUUGGUUUUCUCGAUCUUUUUCGUUUACUUUAUGGUUUAUGAAACAAAGGGACUUAGUUUGGAAGAUGUUGAUGAGUUGUAUCAAAGUGGUAUACCAGCUUGGAAAUCUACCAACUGGACUCCACCAUCAGAAGAAGAAAUGGCAACAUCAACUGGUUAUGCUGCUUAUUCAAAACCACAAAAUGAACAUGUACAGGAAGAGGAUGCUAUUGAAAAUAGCAAUCAUUAG